UGCGUGUGCACCACCAGAUCUCCGAGUUCAGCUCAGCUCAGCUCGCGUCGCACUCUCUCCAAGGUCCACCACGCUCUCCGUUUCCCCACUUGCUCGCCGCUUGCCCCAUUUUUAUUCGUCCCCACGCCUCGAACUCCCCACCACCACCACCGCCCUCUCCCCUUUGCUUCUCUCUCUACUUCGCUGUUUUACUCUGCUUUUUCCUGCUUAGCUUGCUUGUACUCUCCUGCCUCUAAUUCCCUGCUCCUUCCUCCCGCUUCGGAUUCCCACCUCCGAACUCCCCCACCUCACAACACCAACCCAAAACCCUAACAUCGCAUGGCCGCCCCCGCGCGCCCCGCCGCCACCUCCGUCUCCGGCGCCUUCGGCCUGCCCCCGGACGCCCGCUGCUCCUUCGACCAGCCGCGCCGCCGCGAGGGUUUGCAGGACGAGAGGCUGGUGAGGACGUUCGUGGACGCCUACGGGCACCGGCAGCAGGAGACCUGCUACCCCAAGGACGCCGUGAUGGCGGCAGUGGAGGAGUGCAUGCGGAAGCAGGCCGACGCGCUGCUGCACUCGCUUGAGGGCAUCGGGGGCAGGCUCUCGCAGCUCGAGCUCUACUGCUACAAGCUCGAGAGGUCCAUCGGGGAGCUGCGCAGCGGCGUCAUGGACUAUCACAGCGAGUCCACCGUCAACUUCCGAUGCAUCGAGAAGAAUCUCAGACAGGUCCAGAAAGACGUGCAGAUUCUCCAGGAUAGGCAAGAUUUAGCUGAAACUCCAAAAGAACUAGCCAAACUUCAACAAUUGCACGAGGUCCCUGCUCAAAAGAGUGAAGCUACUGCCUUUUCGAUGCUUGCAACAAGGGAAAAUGAUCAAGUUGCAAAGCAUGAGGUUGCCCUUUUGCCGCUUCACCAAGUUAAUGGGAUGCAAACCCCUUGUAUGCAAGUCCAGAGCAGCAAUGGAUUUGUUCUGCAGCAACUAGUGCCUGUUUCUUUGAGCACGCAACAUGAUCAGCAGCAGUUGAACCAAGCUGCUGUGUACUAUAUGCAAAGCCAGGAUCAUGCCAAGUCCACAGAUAGCAAACCAUUGGAACCUUUAGUUCAAGUUAUGCAGCCUCUUGUCCAGAAUACUGAAGCCAUGGUUGCAGUUGAACUGCCUCAAAAUUCUAGUCACGCAACAGAAUUAUACCCCCAACCCCAGAAUCACAGGCUACAGAUGCCUAACCAGCAGGUUGAUCCACAUACAUGGCAUUCCCAACAGCCCAUGGUGCAACAGCAGCAAUACGUUAUUCAGCAUGUCCCUCGACAGAUGGCUCAACAACAAUCAUCGUCUCCGCAGUCUCAGAGUGCUCCUCAAGUCACACCCUUGUAUCCUCCAUACUGUUCCCAGAAGCCUGUCAAUGCUAACACUGAACCAAUUUCAAGAGCUGUGGCUGUGCAGCCUCCAUACUGUUCACUGCAGCAGAAGCAUCAUGAAGCCGCCCAUUCAUUUUAUGGCCAAGGCAACACAAUUUUGCUUCCAAUGGCAGAGCAUAACAUCCAGCAUCAGCAGCCACAAUCGCUGCAGCCACACAAUCAGAGCCCUUGUCCACCUCAGCCAAGCAAACCCAAUCACUGCAGUGUUGCGUCUUAUGCUGUUCAGGGAAGUGGCCAAACCUACAGCUCCACAUACAAGAACCCUUCUAACUGCCCUGCAACUGUUGUUGCUGUUCUGCCUCAGCCUCCAGCUGCUGCUCCUGUGGCGUUUCAUCAUUUGGGACCACAAGUUGUGCACAAUCAUACAUUUGGACAUAUGGUUGAAACAGCUAGUGUAGUAGGGUAUGCACGGGAUCGAGUCGAGACUCUCCCAGUGGUCACUGCAGCCCAACCUAUAGACUCCAGUGCCAUGGCUGACAGGCUCAAUGCUGGCAGCAAUGUAACUUCCCCACGCGAAUGGUGAGUAUAGUGGGCAAUGCGCAGUCAUAUUGGGGCUUCCACAGCUUAUUGCCAUAUGUAUAAGCUUACCAGAUCUGUGUGGGUAUCACAUCUGGCUUCUUUUUAAAUUAGCCAGCAGAUUGGAUGAAAACCUUCUACUCUUUUUCAGCUGAAGGAUCAAUCUGAAAUAAGAAAUCUAGGUUAGUCGAGUGAUGUUGUUGGCAUAUGUCCCCACUUUUAAUGGACAUAUCUCCUUGUAACCGGUGGUGAGCUUAUAUGCCUUUUCGAUAUGAAUAUAUGACGACUUUACAUCA
Phragmites australis (common reed) is the source of this 2206-nucleotide messenger RNA. RefSeq lists its product as uncharacterized. The coding region runs from base 319 to 1917 and encodes 532 amino acids. The record is from RefSeq and is a predicted model, not a curated record. The transcript has 3 exons. Lineage: Eukaryota; Viridiplantae; Streptophyta; Magnoliopsida; Poales; Poaceae.